This is a messenger RNA of Topomyia yanbarensis, 1159 nucleotides long. Its product is annotated as superkiller complex protein 8. Gene Ontology annotation, cellular component: Cdc73/Paf1 complex. Bases 126 to 1115 code for a protein of 329 amino acids. Gene Ontology annotation, molecular function: protein binding. Lineage: Eukaryota; Metazoa; Arthropoda; Insecta; Diptera; Culicidae. The record is from RefSeq and is a predicted model, not a curated record. The transcript has 4 exons.
GACAUUGACAACAAUCCAAUAUAAAUACGGCAAACUGUAUUAAAUUUCAAUUUCCUUAUUAACAACAGGUUACAGAACAACCGGUCUAGAAUCGUUUAUCUAUCGUUAAUCGUCUCAAAACAAAAAUGUAUUCGCUUCUUCACAAAGAAGAGUCGGCACACGAGGAAAGCAUUUGGGCUUGCUCUUGGGGUCGUAUCAAAUUGGAUCUCGAGGAGCAUGACAAAGAGGACGCAGAUAACUCUAAUGAUUCUUUUAGAGCCAAGCAAACAGAAUAUCGCGAUUUUGUUGUCACAAGUGGAUUAGAUGACCGUGUCAAAGUAUGGGACGUAACCGCCAACAAUCAAUUAAAACUGCGAAAUACGUUCACUGGGCAUUCUUUGGGCGUAGUGUCUGUGGAUGUCAGUACGAACGGAGAAAUAAUUGCAAGCAGUUCCUUAGAUUCAGGACUAUGUAUCUGGAAAUCUGAAACCGGUGAACUGCUGAAUCAAAUAGCUCUCGGACCAGUCGAUUUGUGGACCGUAGCAUUUUCUCCCUGUGAUACAUACAUAAUAUCUGGAUCGCACGAAGGAAAAAUUUCACUAUAUAAUGUAGAAACCGGCAAACCAGAACAAGUGCUAGAUCCCCAAAACGGAAAAUUUACGCUGAGUAUUGCAUAUAGUCCUGAUGGCAAAUACAUCGCUAGCGGUGCCAUUGACGGAAUAAUUAACAUCUUUGAUGUAGCAGCGGGAAAAGUGGCACAAACACUUGAGGGUCAUGCUAUGUCCGUCCGGAGUCUUUGUUUCUCACCCGAUUCUCAGAUGCUCCUUACUGCUUCUGAUGACGGACAUAUGAAACUGUACGAUGUAGCUCAUUCGGAUGUAGUUGGGACUUUAUCUGGACAUUCAUCUUGGGUAUUAUCGGUGUCCUUCUCUGGUGAUGGUCGAAGCUUCGCAUCAUCAUCAAGCGACAAAACUGUCAAACUGUGGAAUGUUGCAGAACGUCAAUGUCUCCAUACCUUCAACGACCAUCAAGACCAGGUGUGGGGUGUUAAGUACAGCCCAGAUAGUUCAAAAGUUGUUUCAGUUUCAGAAGAUAAAUGUGUGAAUCUUUAUGAUUGUCCGCCAAACAUUAUUUGAUUUUUAAAAUAAAACAAAGUUUUCACUUUAUUGAAUCAGUUUUA